Messenger RNA from Anoplopoma fimbria (sablefish), 4876 nucleotides. RefSeq names its product transmembrane 9 superfamily member 2 (gene tm9sf2). Gene Ontology annotation, biological process: protein localization to membrane. The transcript is spliced from 17 exons. Gene Ontology annotation, cellular component: membrane. The record is from RefSeq and is a predicted model, not a curated record. Lineage: Eukaryota; Metazoa; Chordata; Actinopteri; Perciformes; Anoplopomatidae. The coding region runs from base 139 to 2076 and encodes 645 amino acids.
AGCUGGUGGUGGCUGUCCAGUGUAGACGUCACAGAUGCGGUGUGAACUGCGAAGAGGAGCAAUUUAGCUGAAUCUAAAUCUACAGUGAAGGUUAGCAGGUUAACAGGUGUACAGGUGAGCAGGUGAACAGGUGAGGAGAUGUUGCGUUGGCUGCUGGGAGCUGCGCUGCUGGCUCCAGCGGUCGGCUUCUACCUCCCGGGUCUGGCACCUGUGAGCUUCUGUGAGCCUGGGAAAGACCAAGUCCCAGACUGCAAGUCGACCAUUGAGCUGUUUGUGAACAGGUUGGAUUCAGUGGAGUCUGUUCUGCCUUAUGAAUAUACUGCGUUUGACUUCUGCUCAGAGAAAACAAUGAAACGACCAUCAGAGAAUCUGGGCCAGGUUCUUUUUGGGGAGAGGAUCGAACCCUCACCAUACAAGUUUGAGUUUAAGAAACCUGUGGCGUGUCAGAAGGUGUGUACCAGAACCUACAACACCGACAACCCGUCAGACAAAGCCAAACUGGACUUCCUCAAGAAAGGCAUGUUACUCAACUACCAGCAUCACUGGAUUGUGGAUAACAUGCCAGUCACCUGGUGCUAUGAUGUUGAAGAUGGACAGAAGUUCUGUAAUCCUGGUUUCCCUAUUGGCUGUUUCGUCACAGAAGCAGGUCGGCCCAAAGAUGCCUGCGUGGUGAACUCUAACUUUAAUGAAAAGGAUGCUUUUUACAUCUUUAACCAUGUGGACAUCACCAUCCAUUACCACAUCGUUGAGCAUGAACAACUGGGAGCGCGAUUGGUUGCUGCCAAGAUUGAACCCAAAAGCUAUGACAACCCUAACGAAGAAAGCCCUGCUUGUUCUGGGGGGCCCAAGUUCCUGAAAAACAAACAUACAGGAUUGUUUGAGAUCCCAUACACCUACUCUGUCAACUUUGUGGAAGACAAGAAUAUUCGUUGGGCGUCUAGAUGGGACUACAUCCUGGAGUCGAUGCCUCACACCAACAUCCAGUGGUUCAGCAUAAUGAACUCAUUGGUGAUUGUGUUGUUCCUGUCUGGAAUGGUAGCUAUGAUCAUGCUGAGGACUCUGCAUAAAGAUAUCGCCAGAUACAAUCAGAUGGACUCUGUGGAGGAUGCUCAGGAGGAGUUUGGAUGGAAGUUGGUCCAUGGAGAUGUUUUCCGACCUCCCAGGAAGGGAAUGCUGCUGUCUGUUUUCCUCGGCUCUGGAACCCAGAUCUUCAUUAUGACCUUUGUCACCCUUUUCUUUGCCUGUCUUGGGUUCCUCUCUCCAGCAAACCGUGGGGCUCUGAUGACAUGUGCUGUUGUUCUCUGGGUUCUUCUGGGAACUCCUGCUGGAUAUGUGGCUGCUCGACUUUACAAAUCUUUUGGAGGAGAGAAAUGGAAGACCAACGUUCUGCUGACAGCCUUCCUCUGUCCUGGGGUGGUGUUUGCAGAUUUCUUUGUGAUGAACUUGAUCCUGUGGGGUGAAGGCUCUUCAGCAGCCAUGCCAUUUGGGACCCUGGUAGCCAUAUUGGCUCUUUGGUUCUGUAUCUCAGUGCCUCUUACCUUUAUAGGAGCAUACUUUGGCUUCAAGAAGGCAGGUAUCGAGCACCCAGUGCGGACCAAUCAGAUUCCUCGUCAAGUCCCAGAGCAGUCAUUCUACACAAAGCCUUUCCCUGGUAUCAUCAUGGGAGGAAUUCUGCCUUUUGGAUGUAUAUUUAUUCAGCUGUUCUUCAUAUUAAACUCCAUCUGGUCCCAUCAGAUGUACUACAUGUUUGGCUUCCUUUUCCUUGUCUUCAUCAUCCUGGUCAUCACCUGCUCCGAGGCCACCAUCCUGCUUUGCUACUUCCACUUAUGUGCCGAGGACUACCAUUGGCAGUGGCGUUCCUUCCUGACCAGCGGCUUCACUGCUGUCUAUUUCCUGGUCUACGCCAUUCAUUACUUCUUCUCUAAGCUGCAAAUUACUGGACUGGCCAGCACCAUCCUGUACUUCGGAUACACAAUGGUUAUGGCUCUCAUCUUUUUCCUAUUUACAGGUUCAAUCGGCUUCUUUGCCUGUUUUUGGUUUGUUACCAAGAUCUACAGUGUGGUCAAAGUGGACUGAAGAUUCCAAACUCUCAAGACUAUUGAGUGGCAACUGUUUGUCUCGCAUAAACCUCUGGAACGUUCAGCACUGUCAAACUGAACUGAACUUUACAAUGUGAACCUUCACCUCCCAUUUCUCAAGCAGAGAGAACUGUGCCUCCGACAGACGACAACUGUCUUUCUUUGUGAGCAUGUGACUGGGUUGUCAUUUUGAACAAAGAGUAUCUAUCUGCAUAUAAUCUGAAUAAGCCUGUUCCCAGUAUGUGAUACAUAGAAAGUCAGCUCAUACCAUGCCACCUUUCACACAGUGCAGUGACCCACAGCUGGACUGUGCUGAGAGCGUGUCAGCCAUCAUGUCAUGCAUUUAAGUUUUUAUUUGUUUCAUGAUCCAUGCACACUGUGUUUGCAGAUGUAGAGGGAAAUUGCAGUCGGGCAAAUAAAGCUGUGGGGCUCUGCUUCUUAUCAGCUGCUUUUUCAGACCAGUCCUGUUAAAAUGUGCCCUUGUCACCAUUUUGCGUCUAACACGUGUUCCAAAAAUGUGUUAACGUCCACAUUUCCACACCAAAGGGUUCAAUAGGGAUUUUCCAAAUUAUUGUUGAACAGUUUUCAUUUCUGUGAAGUGAGGGGUGGAUUGCUGAUGAAUCCUGCUGAUUACAGAAAGCCAAAGUCCAGUCUCACUUUGGUGGAGGCGACUUGUCCUUGCAACUAAUGCAAACUGAAAAAUUGUGGCAUUGUUGGGAUGUAUUUUUACAAAGGUCCCUGGAACCUUGUGCUUUCCUGUUCUGUCAGUUUUUCACAAUUUGUUACAUGCAUUUCUCUAUACUGAGCUCACUUUUAAAAAACAUCUACAUGGUUCUCUUAAACAACAUGCUUCCCUUGGCUUUAUUUUCCUAAACUUCAGUCAUUCUAGUGAUGCAGUACAAAACAAAUGUGUACAUGUGCAUGCCGAGGACAGCCUCAGAUCUAGAUACACAGCAGUGCAAGUGAACCCUUCUGUAUUUGGCCACAAGCUUUCAUGGAGAUCAGACCUUAUGUUCGCUCUGACCCCUUUCAUAGAGGUAAUCCAGGAAUGUAAUUAAUAUGUUUGUUUUUUAGAUGUUGAUGUAGAAAAUUGCAGUCUAAUUUAUGAUGGGCUUUAACAUAUAUUUAACUAAAAGUUUAAAUUAUAUUUAACAGUGUUCAAGCACUAUGUGACAAUGCACUAAAAGCACUGUAAAGCCAUAUAUUUGGAAGUUGAGUAUUAGUGAACCAAUUUAAGAAAUUUGAAAGAUGUCGAUUACUUUUUAUUGCUCUACCAGAAAAAUAACAAUCGACUGCUGUUUUGCUCAAUGAAAAUCUUUGAAAAAUAAUUAAUUCAGAACUAACUGUAACCAACUGUAAAAAACAAUAUAUACAUGUGUAUUCUGAGCCAUAAGUGAAGUUCGAGAGACAAGAGAUUAAACAGGCAGAAAUUUCCUCCCCUAGUCCAAUCACCGUCCCUCACAACCCAACACCACACACCAUACUAUUGCUUCGGUAUCAAGUCAGGAAUAAAUACAUUUCUUUACCUUGUCAGUGUGAAAUUGGUGAAAGUCAUUCUUGUGAGAGCCAACCAACAUAAGACAAACUCACAUCCUUUGUGAAGUCAGUUUCUUUGACAAACUGACUGACUGCUUAUUAUUUUCAGCUCUUGUAAGUUGGUUUUCCCUUGUUAGAAAAGUUCUGUAGAACUGCACGGUUUGAUGUGAUUCAGUGAAGCAGGACAUGAAUCAGAGGCUUUACCUUGACCUUUUUACCUUAAUUGCGUUUGAAACGUGUUUUGUAAGUAAUUAUGCCAUACGUACUGACAUUUUAUAUUCCUGAAGCCAAAGAAAAGCAUGGAUUAAUUAAUUGAUUCUUGUUUGAAUUUGGAAUUACCCUAUAUUAAACUUUUGUCUGAGUUGUUUUUUUUUCUGUUUUUUUAUCAAUUAAAUAAUCACAUUUAAGGUUUCAAGAUGGAGGCUUUCUAAGAAUUGUGAGUUGGAGCUUGAUUAAGUCACAAGGGACACAAGAAUGUGUGAAUGUAUGGCUCCAUUGACAGUUGUUGCUCUGGUCACUGAAGGUUCAGAUAAUAUUUAAUAGGUUGUGAAAGCUACUGUCAAAUAGCUCUAGCUCAAUGACAGUUCUAUGUGAUGGAGAUUUUCCUCCAUGUCAUUGUGUUGCAACAUAGGAGAAUUCAUCCAUCUGCAUUUUAAUAAAUUAAGUAAAUUAUUUGUUUGAAUGAGCAGCUGAUGAAGUGAUAUAAGCCGUCUGUGUAUUGUUUGAUCGUUUGCUAAAGCACUGCUUACAGAAUUACAAUUUGUGAUGUUACUUCUGCCUUCUUGUUAUCGCUAUAGACAGAUUGUACAUCCCUCAUCACCGAUCUAACUGAUGGGUUCAGGAGUUGGCAAUGCCUUGAUGUUGCAAUGGUUUUGUGUGGUUGCCGGUCUACAACAAAAGCUGAGAGGCAGACUGUUCAACACUGGUCAGUUUUUAUAACGUAAGCUUUAGUGACCAAAAUAUUACAUUCAUCUCUUUAGAGCUAGAUGACAGUGCCGGACCAGAAAAUUGGGCUUUUGUGGUUGAUAUACACUGCCUAUAAAAAAAAGUUUUCACAUACCCUUUGAAGUUUCCAUGUUUUAGAAUUUUAAAAAGGAACGAACAGAUAUAGGACUAAUGUCCUUAAGGAUCAGAAUAUAUUGAUAAUUCAAAGAAAGUGUGCUGGAAUGCUGACAACUGUAAUUGCAAAGCAUUGCUGAAAUACAGAAGUAUUAUAACGCAGACAUUUCAGACAGUUCUGAAAAACCUAAAAAAAACCUGUA